CCAGAACAAGUUUGCUGUGGUGUAAUAAUUAACAAAUAGAAAAAAAACUGGGCAGAAUGUCAAUGGAAUUAUGGCAUCUUAUUUGCGGAGCCUGAGACGAUGACGAGGAAUACAGACGAGCCAAUUUUGAAUCCGAAACACAUAAACACCUCAACAACCAAAUAUGUCCGCACCCCCAACCUGGUCGAGAACGGAAUAUUCUCCAAUUCCCUCGGUCUCUGCGGCUGAGUUGGAAAUGGAGCACACGAGUGCACCAACCCAAGAAGUAACAAUAGGCACCCUUCUGAAAUUAACAUCAAACGACACUCGUGAAUUCAUCUGCGGCUGGGGUGCAGCUGUGAUAAAUGUGACCGUGACGUACCCUAUAAACAAGAUAAUAUUUCGUCAGAUACUGGAGGCAGUUCCCGCGACAACAGCAGUCAGACAAUUAUCGCGGGAGGGAUUGGGACUCCUGUAUCGUGGAAUUCUUCCUCCCCUGUGUCAAAAGACCCUCUCCUUAUCCAUAAUGUUCUCAGUAUACGAGGGAAGUAGAACGAGACUGACAAUACUCACUCAUCAUCCGGUGUUUUCAAAAAUUAUCGCUGCUAACUUCGCCGGCGGCGUCGAGGCUAUUCUCAUGCCCCUGGAGAGAGUCCAGACACUCCUCCAGGAUUGGAGGUAUCACGGUAAAUUCAGGAAUACCCCCGAUGCAUUUAAGUAUCUUCUCAGUCAUCAUGGGGUCACCGAGUGCUACAGGGGUUUAGUUCCCAUUGUUGUUAGGAACGGCUUAUCCAAUCUCACUUUUUUCACGUUGAGGGAUCUGUCGAAGGAGAUGCUCGGCGAUGACCGAACUCUAUUCUCUAAUUUCGUGAGUGGAGCCCUCAUCGGAGGCUUCACGAGCACUCUGUUCUACCCCAUGAACGUCAUUAAGAUUCACAUGCAGUCGAAAAUCGGUGGGGACUUUGAGAAAUUCGGCGCCUCUUUAAAGGAUGUGUGGGUCAGCAGGAAUAGGAGCAUUAGGAGCUUUUAUCAGGGGGUGCAUUUGAAUUAUAUGAGGUCUUUUAUCAGCUGGGGCGUUAUCAAUGCUGCCUAUGAUUUUUUGAAGACACUUGUUUUUUAAUGAUUCAUCCUGUAGGAAAUUCGGGGGAGGAAAUUUAACAGAAAAAUAUUUGUUUACGAGAGUUUCUUUGAUAGAUAGCCACAGAAUAUUUUUCAUGCAAAAUUUUAUUCUAUUCGAAAUUUUACGUUGAGGAAUUGUAUAUACAUGUUUUAAUAUUGAUGAAGAAGUCAUUUAUUCAAAUGUUCCUUUUCCAUUUAAAAAUGAAUUUAUUCGAAUUUAAAUUGGAUUUUUCUUAUCGUUUGUGUUCGCGCAAAUAAGCUGUCAAUUUCAACGUUCAAAUUUCUUCUACUCUUUCAGGAGUCAGUUAAUUAUCUAGAAAAAUUUAGCGAUAAAAAAUACGUAAAUACAAUUAGUAUUCAGAAUUAAAAUUUUUUUACAUGAAGUGAUGACUCGGGGAUGGAGUUCUUUUGUACAGUUGUAGAUGACUGGCCAGUGCAGAUGACAUUACUUUGUCUGCAUGAAUCAUCUUUUUCUCUUUUUAUUUAUUUUAUGAGAGACUGCAUUGUAGAAUCAACAAAUUUCUAUGUAUGAUGUUUUAGAAUAAUCAAUUGAAUGGUGUUGUACAUAAAUAUAUUGAUUGUUUAAUCGA
Messenger RNA from Diachasmimorpha longicaudata, 1688 nucleotides. RefSeq names its product mitochondrial nicotinamide adenine dinucleotide transporter SLC25A51. The record is from RefSeq and is a predicted model, not a curated record. Gene Ontology annotation, molecular function: NAD transmembrane transporter activity. Bases 164 to 1099 code for a protein of 311 amino acids. The transcript is spliced from 2 exons. Gene Ontology annotation, cellular component: mitochondrion. NCBI's taxonomy places the organism in Eukaryota, Metazoa, Arthropoda, Insecta, Hymenoptera, Braconidae.